This is a messenger RNA of Fusarium subglutinans, 1692 nucleotides long. RefSeq lists its product as uncharacterized. The transcript has a single exon. The record is from RefSeq and is a predicted model, not a curated record. Lineage: Eukaryota; Fungi; Ascomycota; Sordariomycetes; Hypocreales; Nectriaceae. Bases 1 to 1692 code for a protein of 563 amino acids.
AUGUCUACUGCGGCUUCUCCUGUUGCCCAAAAGGCAAGCCUUUUAGGCCUUCCUUUGGAGCUGCGCGACCAAAUUUAUUACUACUACUUCAAGGCAGAUGGUGGCUAUGUUUCAGACGGCGAUAAGCUGCUCCAGGCCAGCGGCCAGGCAGUUCAGAUAUCGCUAAUGUUAGCAUGCCGCUCCAUCGCCUCCGAGACGCGGCAUCUCCCUUUCACCCUCAAUACAAUCACCUUCUCGACGAUCUACAGGCCAGAUUGGAGGAAACAGGCCCUCAUGAUUAACCAAAUAGCUCAUUACCAUCUCUACCUCUUACAGGACAUGGUCCUUCGACUGGGCCGGCUUUUGACACCUGAUAUGUACGAGAAGCCCAGCUCUGAGUAUUCUCAAUACAUGCCUAUCGUGAUGGAAGAAGUGGCAGAGUUCAUCGAGAUUUGGGACCGACGUACUGAACUUUCUACCGAAGUGAGAAACAUGCAGGCCUUUGUUGACUCUCAGGAAUUUCGAGAUGGUGCUGGAUUCAGAACUGGAAUUCCCUCGAUGCGACUACGAGGAGAUGAUAGCACAGUCUCUCUGAAACGAACAAGGACCUACCUAUUGCGGCAGCUUGCAGACAAGCACCCCACAGAAUUCUCUGAAGCUAUUGAAGAUAUCUUACCAGGGUGGAAUAAUUCGCAUUCAAUUGACGAAUUCUUCAGUCUGGGGUUUGACUCAUGGGCUAUGCCUACUCUGGCUGAGGUCAGAAGAAUGGUGAAUCUAAUGCAGAACACCAGGUACUGGCAGAAUGGGGAUGCGUGGUACCACUUACGCUAUGGCCAUCCAGACUACAAUGGCCCAAAAUAUCGUUACAAACGAAAGUAUUGGUUCUCGGCUGCCGCUCAAGCAAUCAGAUUCCUCGGGCAGCUUUCUCGACAACAGCGCCUUUUGAUAUCAAAGCUAAUCCUUAAUGAAGAUCGACCUGCAGCUGCCUUUCCUGAGUCUCAUAUGAUAGGCAUGAUUCCUUUUUGUCUAGAAAACCCGAAGCUCUAUGUUGAGCAUCAUAUGAACCUUUGGCGAAAUAUCCUUGCUAGAGGCGAUGACUUCAGAAUCCGAAGCCUUAUGUCCCAUAUUGAAAGUCGCUUGAGGGUUUUGGAGGAUACUCCUGAACUACACCAAACCGAACCUGAAGUUAUUGGUCAAACCUUUACUGGCUUUAUUAUGCACCUCUUGGAGGCCUUAAAGGAAGGGCUACCUUCAGACUCAUACUCCCUUAUUAUUGGUGGCUAUCCUGAUUUAAAUCUUGCAACAGAGAUCUUUUCAGUAUCCAUAAAGCCUUAUAUAGCCUGGCUCACGGCUCAUACGGAUUGCAUUGCCCGUGGCCUGAUCGCCCCAGCCAGCCACCACGACUAUCCUUUUCCUAACAGAACGUCAGCCCAAGAAAUAGCUCCAGUGAGCGAGAGAAGCGCCAUCAUUCAGUGCGACUUCACCCUUGACCAGCCUUGGGACUGGGAGACGAUUUACAAUGAGUCCGGAGCAUCCAGGAUUAGGACUCUAAACGAUUUAACGAAUCUUGGUGUGGAAUUUGAGGUUGACGACUAUCUUGACGUUACCACCAGUCUGCUUGAUUGGGAAAAGGUCCAAAAAGAAAGCUAUGAAAUAGAAGAACUUUCGGAUGGUGUUUUUGCAGAGCCCGAUGACUAUCGGUACUUGGCAUAA